Messenger RNA from Closterium sp. Naga37s-1, 2439 nucleotides. Lineage: Eukaryota; Viridiplantae; Streptophyta; Zygnematophyceae; Desmidiales; Closteriaceae. The record is from the annotation of a GenBank genome assembly.
AUGGAUUCCGCCAUUCCGCUCCGCUCACCACACCCACUUCCGUCACCUUCCUUUCUCUCGCCUCUCUCCCCUUCCUCUACCCCAUUCCCGUUCCUUGGCCACUCUCAGGCCGCAACGCCCGGCCAGCCCUUUCUAGCAACGGCGGGCCUGCACGAACCCACCCCCCUUGAUGGCGCAACGCCCGGCCAGCGCAUUCUCGCAACGGCGGGCCUCCUCGGCCCCAUGGGUGUCUCCCCCGUUCCCCCCGGCGCAGCUCCUGGCGCAGGGGGAGCCCCCGGCGCGCCUGCUUCCGCGCAGCAACAGCAGCCCGCGGACGUGCAGGCGCAGGUGGCGCUGCUGGCGGGCCAAUUAGACGACGCCACGUUGCUGCGCCUGCUGCAGCAGCGCGCAGCGCAAGGCUCGCUGCUGACGAGCGUGGCGGCGGGAUUCGGACUUAGCGGCGCAGGCGGCGGAGCCCCCCCCGGCGGAGCUCCCGCGGGGGGACUUGGCGGAGGCCCGACGGGGCCUGGCGGACCUGGCGCUCCCGCGGGGGCGCCAGGCGCGCAAGGAGUGGCUCCCCCUGGUCCGGGGGGCCCUGCGCCGGGGGGACCGGGGGGAGUGCCCCCCGGACAGGGGGGGCAGAUGUUGGGUCCGCAAGGGGGAGUGGGGCCGGCGGGAGGGGGAGCGGGAGUGGGGCCCGGAAUGGGUCUGAAGGUGCCUCAGUUCCGGCAGCAACCACAUGCUCAGGACACCCCGCCAGCCCCGGCAUUCAACGGGCUCGUAUCAAAUCCGCCGCCCAUGCAAGGCCAGCAGCACCCCAACUCCGUGCCACCGCAACGUGCGGGUCCCCUGCAGCCGCAGCAACCGCCCCCCAUGUCCCACCACGCGCCUUCCCCUCAUCCGCAGCAGCACCAGCAGUCGCAUCAGCAUCAGCAGCCCCCCUUGCAAUCCUCCUCCUCCUCUUUCCACCAAGGGAUGUCACAGCCGCCCAGCUCUCUACCCCAGCCGCACACUCAGAUGCAGACAAAUCCGGCCGCCGGCGCCGCCCCUCCCUCUCUCAUGCCGUCCCAGUCGAGUGCUGGCGCGGGGGGAUUGCGCCGAGAGCGCAUAGCGGAGCGCAUGAGGGCGCUGCAGGACCUGGUGCCCCCCAACUCCACUGUUUCCCUCUUAUACACGCUCCUUCUGCGCCGAGAGCGCAUAGCGGAGCGCAUGAGGGCGCUGCAGGACCUGGUGCCCAACUCGAAUCGGGUGGACAAGGCGUCAAUGCUGGAUGACAUAAUCGACUAUGUCAAGUUCCUGCAACUGCAGGUCAAGGUGCUCAAUUUGAACCGCCUGGCAGGCCCUGCAGCAGACGCCGUGGUCACUCUGCUUGCUGAUUUGAACCCCGAGUGUCCCACUCCUCUGCCCCUUCCUUGGGUUCUGCUUUCCCCAUCCUUCUGCUCCCUUGCUUGCUCCUGCUCCUUCUCCCCCCGUGCUCCUGCUGCUCCCUUGUUUGCUUCUUCAUCUAAUUCUCCUUUGCUCCUGCUCGUGAUUCUUCCUUUUGCUGCUGCUGCCCCGGUGCUCGUUGCUGCAGGAAAUCGACGAUGGUCUCUCAUCCUUCUCCCAGCAGGAGCUUACUCUUAUGGAACGACAGGUGGGUUGGCUGAAAGGAUAGGUGGCAUUAUUAAUGGAGCAGGACAUGGGGGCAGCGAUGCAGUACCUGCAGAGCAAGGGGCUGGGAGGGAGGAGGAGGAGGUGGGGGGGGAGGAGGAGGGGAGGGAGGAGGGGGAGGAGGAGGGGGAGGAGGAGGGGGCGGUGGCGGAGGAGGAGAGUGGGGAGGAGGAGGGGGAGAUGGUGGGGAAGGCGACAUGGAUUCAGGCUGCUCCUGCCAUGAGUCCUGGUGCUGCUGGUGGGUCCACUGGUGCAGGAACAGGAGGCAUGGGAGUGGCUACAUUGCCUGCAGCUGGUGAUUCACCUUCUAGGGGAGUUGGUGGGGGUCAAACUGGGUCGCCUGUGCCAGCACCAGCAGGAGUGGUUGUGGCAGGAGGAGGAGGAGGGGCAGCAGCAGCAGCAGCAGCAGUGUCAGCAGGAGCAGGUGCCUCUGCCUCCCCUACCUUAGCAGCAAGAGCAGCGGCGGCGGCAGCACCAGGAGGAGACGGGGGAGUGAGAUCCCCAUGUGUGAAAAUGGAAGAGGUGGAGGAGCGUGGGGCAGAACGUGCUGCAGGUGGUGGGGUAGCAGCAGGAGGAAUAGGGGUGACGGCAGCAGGUAGCAGUGUUAGUGCGGGAGGGGGGGGAGGAGAGAGUGAGACUGACAAGAAUGUUGGGGCAGCAACAGGAGUGCUGAACGCCGGUGCUAUGGAGGUUUCUGGGCAGAGCAGUGCAGUGGUGGCAGCUGCUACUGGUGUUGCUGCCGGGGGUGUGUCUGCUGUUGCUGUGAAUGCUGGCGUAUCUGCUAUGGAGGGAAUCACUACGGCGUCGUGA